CGCGAGUAUAUAAUACGAGUCGUCACCUACUUGUUGCAUUUUGAGCCCAGCUGGGUACAGAGGUGGUAACAGACUCUAAACAACAUGACGCCCUACUUGGUUGUCUUUAUGCUGGCUUCUAUGGCCAGACUGAGCUAUGGUGACAGGUGUGACAUGAGGCAUUGUUAUAUCCCAAUGAUUCCCUAUAGUGGUGCGCUCAGUGACCUUCCUCCGGACCAGGUGCCGCAAUUCUGCAGUGAUGCUGGACAGGCCCUUGGUUGUAUGGAUGAGGUCGUUGGAGAAUGUCAAUACAUGAAAGAUACGGUAUCCACCUUUGAUGUCAUGAUUUCCAGAGUGUGCGGUGAGGUGGAUCUCGAUGAGGAUGAGGACGAGAAUGAGGAUGACAGAAGGAGGGGGACAACCUGUUCAUUCAGGAGGCAGGGCAAGAUUCAGAGAUGUGCACACAAACUGCAACGUCUUGUCUACGAUCAACCUAUCGUUUGCGGGAAGGUGAGAAGAACCAUUGGUUGUCUCCAAAAAAACAUCGCGAAAUGCCCAAGUGUUUUUAACCCUGCAGUUAUACGCUUGGACACACUACGCUCAAAUCUUUUGUCGAUUUGUGUAGAGACGGAGGCACCAUCAACCAGAGGACCCCCAACGACACAAGCACCAGCGACCUGCCCCGACGAUUUCAUGACGCAAAUGCAAAACUGCCUUGGGGACAUAAGCGCCCAGAUGCAAGUUCUGUCAUCGGGAGCCCCGGAAGGCAUGCAGGCGUGCAGUUCUCUGACAUCCAGCCUGGACUGUGUCUCCAACUUAACCGUGGCCUGCGGGGAUAAUGCUCAAUUUGCCAGUAUGGCAUCCAUGUUUAAUGUGGACCAAAUCAGAACUCAGGCAAGUUUCCUAUGUGCGGGCGAUGACGGAGGAGACAGAGGAUGUCCGUCAAACUUGCAACAGGAGAUACUUGAUUGCGUAGCACCACUGCAGGGGGCUGGAGUCAACGACCAAUCUGCCAUGUGUAGUAUGGCCCACACAGCGUUCAGUUGUGUUGACGACCUGGUGGCCAUUUGUGGUAGCAGACUCGGGGAUCUGUUAAGUCAGAUGCAAUUUGACCGGACAAGACAAGCACUGGCGUCUGUAUGUCAAGCGUAGAAAACAUCGUUCAAGCUCAUCUGUGGUACAUCUCUGUCUCUGUAUAUUCAUCUGCUUUUCAAAUGAUAAAAUAAAGGAACAUGUAAUUACUUAA
This is a messenger RNA of Haliotis rufescens (red abalone), 1225 nucleotides long. RefSeq lists its product as uncharacterized. The transcript has 11 exons. The record is from RefSeq and is a predicted model, not a curated record. NCBI's taxonomy places the organism in Eukaryota, Metazoa, Mollusca, Gastropoda, Lepetellida, Haliotidae. Bases 85 to 1131 code for a protein of 348 amino acids.